CUGAUUGAUAAAUUGUAAACACAUUAGAAAAGUCCUUGAGAGAGACCUUAAGGCGACCCUACAUUCCUUUGCUAUUCAAUCCAGUUAUCUCGACGUCAAAGACUAUUUAUGUAUUUCUAAGUAAUAACUUAGCUUUUAGUUCUCAUAAUUUACAUACUGACUGUACUUUGUUUGAUAAAGUACCUUUUAUUUUGUAAAUUUAAUUUUAUAAAGAAUUACCAGAUAAUUAGUUCGUAAAUAAUAAAGUUUAAGAAAAGAUAAAGGAAAAUAAAUUUAUAAAAUUAAUGAAAGUCGCUCCUCGAACACUGGCUACACUGCACCAACAAUGUGAUUGUGAUCUGUGAUGAUCUGCAAGUGGGUUAGGAAUGUCUUGUUGAACUUGUUGACAUAUUUCUUCGGGGUUCCCCUCUUUUCAAGAAUGCUUAGAUCUACAUGUUUAUUUAAAGAGAAGCAGACGCAUGUGAUGACCCAAUGCGAACUCGGUUUUGGGAGGUAGACAUUAAAUGGCUGGUAACAUGUCCAACAUUGUCAACAAAGCUCCAAUUGUUGUGAAGAAGGUAGAGAGUGGUUUAGCUCCACCAAGAUACCAGCCGCCACCCCAGCCCAUCAGGCAACACCAUGUACCUGGCAUAAGCGACCCAGCGCAGCUGUAUAAGAAUCAGAUAACACAUAUUGACAGAAGGGAACCCGAUAAUACUAGAGUUCUUCAAGCGCAGUACUGUGUUUCACCACCACCUACGGUGCAGCCACAUCAAGAUAUGCUAAAGUUUGUUAGAAAACCUGAUGCUGAAGCAGCCAGAAUCGCUGCUGAACAGUCAAGAAGAGUAGCUGCCGAGAUGCGUGGGCUAAAAGAAGCAAACCAACGGCUCAGUGAUGAUAACCAAGAACUGCGAGAUUUAUGCUGUUUUCUCGACGAUGAUAGGCAGAAAGGCCGCAAACUUGCUAGAGAAUGGCAGCGAUUUGGGAGAUAUACUGCCAGUGUGAUGAGGCAAGAAGUUUCAGCAUACCAGAAUAAGUUACGGGAACUUGAUUCCAAACAGCAAGAACUAAUAAAAGAUAAUCUCGAGCUAAAGGAGUUGUGCCUCUAUUUAGAUGAAGAGAGGAGUGGCCUCUGUAGAUCGUGCGGAGCUUCGCUGCGAAGGGAUGACGGCGACGGUUCAAGUUCUUCCACCAAUCCUGACGAAGCUGCCCCACAGAGCACUUUCCGGCCUCUGUCCCAGCAGUCUACUGCUAAUGAUACUCCACAAAUGUUAGAGUACAUUCAACGUCUUGAAAGCCGAAUCAAGUUCCUCGAAGAUGAAAAUAGGAGUCUUCAUCAGAAAUUAGGAACUCCCGUCUCAUCUUGGGAUCAGGAAGUCCUUUCACCUCCUCAAAGUGUAGUUCAAGCGUUACAAGUUUUAGAAGUGAGGGAAAGGUUGGAAACUCCGGAAACUGGUGGAACUGCCAUGGAUAUCGGAGAGAAAGCAUUAAUAAGAGAGAUGUGUAAUGUCGUUUGGAGAAAGUUAGAAGAGGGACCUAACGCUAGGAGAUGAAUCUCUUCACGCUGUAACAAUCAAAAAAUAUAGUAAUGGUUGAUAAAAGUUCCUACCAGGUGCCUCUCGGAAGCUCAGAGAAAGUACCUUCGCUACAGUAUUCAUAUCAGGGUAUUUUUACUUGUGCAGUGAGAAAUUCCGUCCAGUUUUUUUUUUUUUUUUAUAUUUCACUAAGAUAUAAUGUAAUAUAUAAAUGUUUUUUUUAAUGUAAUUAUCAUUAUAUAAUCAAGGAAUGAGAAUUGAUUAUUUGUUUUGAUCUUCGUUAAUUGGAACUAAUCCAUUUUUAAAUAUAAAUUUUUGUUAAAAUCAAGUAUUUUAUGUGUCAGUAUUGUAUGACGUUACUAUGAAGCAAAUUAAAUGUUAAAAUUUAAUUUAUAAAAAUUUAAAAAUCAAAUUGAAAUUUUAACUUUUAUGUUAAUUUUUUUU
Messenger RNA from Nezara viridula (southern green stink bug), 1958 nucleotides. NCBI's taxonomy places the organism in Eukaryota, Metazoa, Arthropoda, Insecta, Hemiptera, Pentatomidae. The record is from the annotation of a GenBank genome assembly.